Molecule: messenger RNA, 1383 nt
Organism: Colletotrichum lupini
Lineage: Eukaryota; Fungi; Ascomycota; Sordariomycetes; Glomerellales; Glomerellaceae
Exons: 7
Coding region: 1-1383 (460 amino acids)
Source: RefSeq, a predicted model, not a curated record
AUGAGUAGCAACAUAGACGCGGAGGUCGCUCUCCGGGUGGUGAAUGGCUCAUAUAAGCCUGCCGGACUCCCGAAGCCGAAAGACGUGCAGAUUUCAAGAGUGAACAAGCGCUCUGGAGCAUUCGCUUGGCCGUCGAGGUUCUUCUUGCGAGAAAACAUAUCAGUCAGCUGGGGAAACUCGCCCUUUAUCGCCGAGGACCUCAAGUCGACCGCCGCAGAGCUAGAGGGAGACGAUGUCGGUUUCAUGCUUAGAACCGAAGAGAAUUGGGCGCCGGACCGAUAUCGGAUUGACUGUAUUCUUGACAUCGUCCGGGAAGCUAGCCUCAGAAAGCUUCGGGAAGGAGAUGAAGGUGCACAGAGAGAGAAGAUCGCACUCCUAAUCGACGGCAACAACUCCGGGGCACAACCAACUUUCCGGGAGUUUCUUGGCGGCCUCACCGCGCAAGAGCUGCAUGAAGAACUCAGGAAGCAGCGCUAUGGUGAUGACGACGAGGUCCCCAUUGUUAAUGCUGACCGGAGAUUGAUCUAUAUAUCUAAUUUGGAUGCAUGGGGCAUUCUCACACUUGUUGGGACUGCACCUGAAUCUCCAUCUCGUCUUUUGGGCGACUUCAUGAUCAACUAUAUAUGUGCAAGCCCGUCAAUCGGAGGUUCAUUUUCUACUGAGGGGCCAGAGACAUUCACUAUGCAGUUUUCCUUACCAUUUCGUGUAUGGAGAUCUAACAAUGGAUCGAUGAGUGACAAUCGUCAAAAGAAGCCUCCAGGAGAGCCACUUCGAGCAUCGAGAAAUGCCACAUUCUUGAGGUGCCUAGCGCAGUGUCAAGGGCCUCUGAACUACACGGAUGGCAUCUACGCUACUACCAUGAGUUGUAUGGUCACUGGCUAUGACCAAUGGCGUUGGACCGGAUUGGUUCUCUUGGAAACCUGGUUCGAUGAGAUCCUUGAUGACCCGUCGCCAGAUAUGAUAACUCGAUACGAGAACGAUUUCCAGGAUGGAAUGAUCUCAGAUCCUCUGUGCAGAGGAAAGGAUGAUGCGACCAGAACCGAGUGGUCUCCUCGGCCUUAUUUCAUCCAUGUUCUCGAGAUACGUAUUGUACAGAUUUAUCGAGAUGUUCCUCCGUUGUCAUCAGGCCAAAAUGUCGCUUACAAACAGGGUCAGAUCCUGCGGGACUUCGAUGAGUUUGAAAGGGGCUUCAGCGAACUUAAGGACAUUCUAAAAGAGCUCGCGCAGGAUUUGAAAGAGACCGCCAGAAGCGGCGAAUCCUUCAUGAAUACGGACACGCAAAUCCGAAACACGUUCACCAUUCUGAUCGAGCCACUAGGGAUGAGACUUAGAGACAUGCAGCAAAAGUCCAGAGACAAGAUAAAUGAGGCUACGCCGAGUUAA